AGAAAUAUGAUAAUGGGCGAGUCAUGGGUUAUUUGGUGGGCAAUAUGGGCGGUGUUCGUUUCUGGAUAUGGAAGUCUGGUUGUAGAUGGCGUGGCAUGGAAUGGGACAGUAUAUGUGGUUGGUGACAGUGCCGCAGGAACAACAGACAAAGAUUUCAUAUGUGCUACCUUGGAUUGGUGGCCUCAAACUAAGUGUGACAGUAAGACUCAGAACUGUCCUUGGGCCAAUGCUUCUCUCCUAAAUUUGGAUCUCAUCAGUCAUCCCACUCUUUCAAAUGCAAUAAAAGCAUUCUCUCCUUUAAGAAUUCGGUUGGGUGGCACUUUACAAGAUAAGGUCAUCUACCAAACGAGUGUUAAUGAAACAUGCAAGCCAUUUCAAUCUGACCGCGCACAAUUAUUUGAGUUUACUAAAGGGUGCUUACCUUUGUCGAGAUGGGAUGAACUAAAUCGCUUCUUCAAAAGAUCACGUGCUGCCAUCAUUUUUGGCUUGAAUGCUCUAUAUGGAAGACACGUAAAUUUGGACGGUUCUACUACGGGAGACUGGAAUUCAACAAAUGCUGAGUUUCUCAUUCGAUAUUCUGCUCAUAGGAAAUAUCCUAUCAUCGCUUGGGAAUUCGGGAAUGAGUUAGUUGGAAAGAGCGCAAUAGGGGCAAAGAUAUCUGCAGAUCAGUAUGCUAACGACACCAUCCGUUUUCACCACAUAAUCCAAAAGAUUUACUCCAGUUCACGUUACAAGCCGCUAAUCAUAGCACCUGGAGGGUUCUAUGAUGCACAUUGGUUCGAAGAGUAUCUAAGUAAAACCAACGACACUCUGGACGUCAUUACUCAACACAUAUAUAAUCUCGGUGAAGGGAGCAGUAAAAACGUGAUAGGCAAAAUCCUGGAAACGGUUGCUAAUUUUUCAGCAAACAAUGACUUCAUUCCACUGCAUGAACUUCUUAAAAACUACAAUCCCUCCCGGAGGCACAAAGUCGUUGCUUGGGUGGGCGAAUCUGGAGGGGCGUACAACAGCGGCGCGCCCAACGCGUCAAACGCAUUCGUUAAUAGUUUCUGGUACCUGGACCAGCUUGGGACGUCGGCCCGGUAUGACACAAAAACAUACUGCCGACAGACACUAAUCGGAGGGAACUACGGUUUACUUGACGCUACUACCUUCCUCCCAAAUCCCGAUUACUACAGUGCUCUUCUUUGGCACAAAUUGAUGGGACCCAAAUCGCUCGCCACAGCUUUUGUAGGGACCAACAGCGGCGUGAUACGUGGUUAUAUCCAUUGUUCAAAGACAAAUAAUCCAAACACAAAUGGAGGAGUAACGAUGUUGUUGAUGAACUUACACGGUAGCACCAAUGUCACAAUUGACACAUUAUCACUAAAAUGCGUGGGCAAGAAUACGUGGGGAGCAUGCCCUUGGCCGGCCGGGUAUGGAAACCCAACGGCCAAUUAUACCAGAGAAGAGUAUCACUUGAAGCCAGCUCAGGCGGGAGAUUUAAGCAGCCGAACCGUGCGGCUAAACGGGAGACAACUGAGCGGGGUCCCGGACAAAUUGGACCCGGUAACUGUCCCUUCGGUGCAGAACAUAACUGUGGCGCCCUAUUCCAUUGUUUUUGUUCGACUGCCGGACUUGCGCCUGCCUGCUUGCAAUUAAUGCCCACCCGCAGUUCACCACAACAAUGACCAUAAUUUAUUCUCUCCCCCAUGUCACUAAGUUUGGCUAUAUUUACUUUUUCUCUUGGUCAAAAGUAAAAUCACUACAAACAAAUUAUGGGAUUGGCAUGAAUUUGACCUGGGUUUUUCGAUAGUUUCGUGCCAAUUUGUGCAAAUAGUUCGUGUCAAAUUCUUUUUGGUACGGAGUUUGCAUAUCCCUGCCAAAAUGCUUGAUAAUUUCGGAAAAGCCCUACCAAAAAUCUCUGUCAAUCCCGUGUUUUUUUGUAGCGUAUCAAGUUUCAUCAAUUACACUUUCUAUUUUUAAUACAAAACUAUUUAAAAUAUGAGAAACCUUUUUUAUUUUUUCCUUCACAAAUUUUACACAAACAUGGCAACUAAAGUCUCUCUUCAAUUUUUUUCAUUAUUACCUACAAAAGUCAAUAUCUCUAAAUUUGGUGGGAUAGAGGGAGUGAUUAUUAAUGCACCAGGUACUCGGCCUCAUUAUUCUUCGGGUCAGCCGGCCACUAUAUAUAUUUAUAUACUACAUGUGUACCUAGCUACACUUUGGUGGUGUGUUGUAAUUGACUAGGGAGUAUUAUAUUGUUUGGUGGCUGAACCUUCUCUAUACAUGUUACUUCUACAUUUGUUCUGCGUACCAAUGAACUGUCUAUCUAUACAUUCC
Messenger RNA from Cuscuta epithymum, 2322 nucleotides. The record is from the annotation of a GenBank genome assembly. NCBI's taxonomy places the organism in Eukaryota, Viridiplantae, Streptophyta, Magnoliopsida, Solanales, Convolvulaceae.